GCUCAGUUGCGGGUGUGUGGGAUGAAAGUAAAAGUAUUUUUGGAGGAUUGCGUAACAAAACAGAAAUUCCUCACUUUUAAGUGAGGGACAAAACUUUAAUUAAUUAAUUUAGUUAGCUUUAUUUGACUGAAAUUUAUUUAAGAGAUUUUUUAUCGUGUCGUCCCACCAACGAGAUAUAAGUUUAAAUAACGAUUUAAAACUGACGUUUGACAAAUUAUAGUAAUUUUUAAGCAUCGUUGAAAACACCCCACUUUCUGGUCUAUGGUGGCGCUAGAAGAAUUAGCAAUACUGUCGGUUUGUUUGAAUUUGACAUGUCCACGGAGGCACCUCCAUCAGGCCAUUCUCCCACGACAGGGAAGGGUCAUGAUGUCGAAAUUGGCUUGUCCCGCACCGUUCUGACCCAAAUCUUUGGAAAUGAGUUUGUCUCCACUUUGUUGGACUCUUAUCAAGAUGUGGGCGGGGUACAAACUCCAAAUUCUGAUGAAAUUCUGCACCCUUCCCCUGCAAAGAGUCAUCUUGUCUCGAAUGAUGGACCCAGCAAACCAAAGACCCCACGAACCUCGGCGAAGGAUCCAACGACGCUUGAAGAUUUGAAGACGCUAGGGUCACCAAACUCUCCAAACUUCUUGGAUCAUUUGGCCGAGCACAUGCAACGACAACUGGACAGAUUAGAGGAGACUGAGAGGCGACAAAUGGACGCCGUCCAGCACGAGGGUAGACUUGGGCCGACCGUUGUCAAGAUGGACGUAGGAUCGCAUGUUGGCUCCUUCAUAAUCAGUACCGACAGGCUUGGGGUCAGCUCCCAAUGCAAUUUUGGCUCAGUUCGAGCCUGUGCAUGUGUGUAUAAAGGAAAAUGGCAGUACGAAGUGCAAUUGGGGUCUAAUGGUGUCAUGCAAGUGGGCUGGGCGACGUUGGAGACCAAGUUUUCCCAAGAAAAAGGAGUCGGAGAUACGAUCGAUAGCUUUGCCUAUGAUGGAAAUCGCCUCAGGAAAUGGAACAAGAGCACCGCCCAGUACGGUGAAACUUGGCAAGCAGGUGAUAUCGUGGGCUCGUGUAUCGACAUGGAUUCAGGAAGUAUAGAAUUUUUUAGAAAUGGGAGAAGUCUUGGUGUCGCAUUCACUGAAAUUCGUCGAGGACCCAAAAUCGCAUACUUCCCAGCAGUCAGUUUAGCGUAUCAAGAAAACAUAGUAGCAAAUUUCGGCGCAACCCCGUUACAAUUUCCCGUCGUAGGUUAUUCCCCAAUUCAAAGCCUUCCUCGUACCGCUGACAAUAUGAAAUCCACCCUGUUACUCUCCUGGUUCGAAAAGCUGCUGCCUUACUAUCGAAAUAACGAAUUUAACGAAACGUCUACUAACGAAUACAAAGCUCUUCUCGUCAUUUCAAACAGAAUCAUGGAAUUUUUAGGGCCUAAUUUAUACUCUGGAUUCGUCGUUGAGCAAUCUUUUUAUCCAUUUUUUGCCCGAAUUCUUGGCCUUCCGGAGAAGAUUAGUCACGCUGAUAAAAUUUCGAGUAGUAGUUAUAAUGAACUCAACUAUGACAGGGUAAUACUUUUGUUGGAUAUUAUGUGGACACUGCUUGAGGAGAGCGAGAUGAAAAGCUGUUUGGAACGAUUUUGUGUCGUACUGAUGAACCAAUUUAGAUCGAAUUCAAUGUCCAUGGAGUAUCCGUUUCAACGAUAUAGUUUACUUUGUUUAAUUGCGUUAGUAAAACAUCGAAAAACGAGGAGACAUUUCAUAAGAAGUUUGUUACUAGAUCGAUCUGGCAGUCGCCUAGUCCAUUUUCUCCACGUUCGCCCCAUGGACGAAUCUAUUCUGGCUUCCAAUGUCCCAGAAACUUGGUGGCCAGGAAAAGGGCCCAAGUCCGUCGCGUAUGAACGAGCUUGUAACGUAAUUCAACAACAAGUUUCAGUUAUCGAAAACUUACAAAUCAUGCUUUUAAAAGUCCUGUUAACUAACAACGACGGAACUGACCGGCGACCUUCAUCUCGUGCCCUUUUCCUACGCAAGUUUAGAGUUCAUGUUCGAGAUGUCAUCCGACCUGGGUCUGUGCUCCACCAACCAAUUCAGAAAGCGAUGUGCUGUUUCUUUUCGUUUCUGAGAACGAUAUCCGAACUCUACUCUGAAGAAGUUGAACACUGUACCGAAAUUAAAUUUCCAAACAUUCCACCAUGCAUAUUUUAUGACACUUCGGUCGCGUACCACGACAUGGAACGAGUCGGUGGUUUGGCCUCCUACUUAUACAAAGCUCACCACACCGAUAUCGCGACCAAGCUAUCCAUCCCGGACUACAUACAAGAAAAACCUGCGGCUACUUCUUCUGAACAGCCUGAUCCAUCCGUUGCUGGUUCAUCUCUGACUGGUAGUCCCGUCAUAAUUCAAGUUUCUACCUCCGCUGCUACAGCAGACGACAACAUUAUUACGAGAGAUAUGGCCAUAGCUGCUGCCUCGCCAGAUAUAAUCAUGACGAUUCCACACCGUUUUGCGUCACCUCCACCACCUCCUCCGCUUCCCCCUGCCCCUCCAGUCGCCAUGUUUCCGACUAUGGGCUCACCUCCUUUUCCAAGGGAAGUCACACCUCCGGCAACGGAGCCCGCUUCAGCAACAAGUUCGGACGGGGCCCUAGCCUCAGCACCACCACCAACAACAACACAGUUUGGCGCAUUAAUAACUGGGACACCGAGUGGUCACAAUCUUUUGAUUCCAAUGAUGACUGACUUCCGCACUUUGGAACAAGGUUUCACAUUUUAUCCAGGAGGAUUCGUCGGAUUUACAAAUAUUGACCAUCGCACUAGUGUCCAGCCUAAAAAUCCAGCAGUUGCCCUGCUAGGAAAAGACUCGGGAUCAAUUGACCCCCUCUUCAGUCUGAGGGAACUGCUAGAUGAUGCCAUCAUCAUUUACUGCAGCGGAGUUCAAGCAAAUGUGGAAAAGGUGGUGACUCUCAGGACGACAAUCGAUAGCUAUGAGGAAGCCUUAAAACAAGCCAAUGCGAACCUCGCCUCUGUCACAACUAGUUCCGAACGUGACGAGAUUGUCCGCUCUAUUGAAAUAUUUACAAACAAGUUAGAAGAACAAUCACGCCACAUGGCAUGGGUAAAGAGCUCUGUAUUCACCAAGGAACGUCAAACCUACGUCUACAAGUUGCUCAGAGUUGUCCUCGACACGCUAAGACUGGCUUCCACGGAAGGAAAUUUGUUUACAUUCGUGCCGGAACAUUACAUCUCAACGCUUAUUAAUUUGAAUUGGCUCAUCGUAAAUCAAAUGCAUCCUACAGUUGCUUCGGAUAAUUUACCUGAUCUAGCUCAUUUGUUGUCUCAAGUUGCUGAGUUUGUUGCAACACAUUUUGCCGACACGAGAAUCGUCAUUGCGGAAACGAAGGAUACUCUUACGCAAGCUCUCAGCACUUUUAUCUGUAAUCGUCAAAUGCUCACGGCACUUGAAGAAAUGCCAGGGGAGUCUCAAUUAGGAAUGAUCAAGGCUAUUCUCCGACCGUAUGAAAACCGAGCAUGGGCACAGAGUAAUUGGAUGCUCGUUAGAAUGUGGCAAGGUGACGGGUUUGCAUUUCAAUAUCCUAACUCAUGGGGUUUCAGAAGAUCUUAUAGAGCAAAACCGGUCCAAGAUGAGUUUGGAAUUUCGACCAAUUUGCCUCCAACGCCAUCGAAAGUCUUCCAAAAUCAUAUCGCCAAUGUUUUGAUGAACGAUCAAACGUUUGCAGUGAGUUUCCUGCAUUCGGUACUUAACCAGUUAAAUUGGGCCUUUUCAGAAUUUGUUGGAUUGCUGCAAGAGAUUCAAUCCGCAAGUGCUCGCCCGGAACGUGUCUUCGUGGAGAGUAGACAAUUGAAGAUUUGCUGCACCUGCUUCGAAUUGACGCAAGCUUUACUCCGAGUUAUGGAAAUGGUUGUGAAUAUUGCGCCUCCAGUAUUAACAGACUUCACGCGAGAUUCUGCAGAGCCUUUGCUAGGACGUCUUUCAAUGCUACUGAGUCAAGUCAUCAACAGGAUAGGAUCGAACACUGGCUGUUUUGCAAACGUUAUCGAUUUAGAUAUUCCUGGAUUGGAAAAUGUAACGCAUUAUCCCAUUUUGAGUGCUGUUGCGGGGAUCAUAGUUGGGAUGAUUCUUCCCGACCUGGACAAAACUGAAUCCGAUAUCACUGCUACCAAAACUGUAUUAAAUGAACCAAGUUUUGAAUCUAACUCGAUGGACUUUUUUAUCGGAAGGAAUCAAUCUCAUGUUCCUGAGGGGAGAAGGAUUUUCUCACUGAGAGACUAUGUCCCACUGGAUGUUUCCGAAGGUGAAAUGCACCAGUUGGAUAGUGUGAUUAAUCACUUGAACUCGUGGUCUGAAAAAUUGUUACCCGAAACGGGUGAUAUAGAUGAUGACGCGAUCUGUACAAUUUGUUACGCUUAUCCAAAAAACGCGACGCUCAAACCAUGUAAUCAUCGUACCUGCAAGAGCUGUAUCCUUCACCACUUAAUGAAUCGUGGCGACUGUUUCUUUUGCAAGGCUCCAAUUCUCCAAGUAUUCCUGGACGAUGGUACUAAAAUCCACGACACAACUCUAUCCUCCACAGAGCCCAACGAACGAAGUAAUCAUCGCCGCAGUUGAGAUUACUUUAAUCUUAAUCCCCUCUUGGAAUUUUUAUCUGAUGACGAAUCCUAAAUUUUUAACUCUUCGCAAGUAUUUCGUAACCGAUGUAGGAUGAUUUUAACUAUUUUGAACGUCAGCCCGACUCUUAACCCCGUGACUGUGAUUUUACUUCCGCUGCUUUAAAAGGAUAAUAAACGUAAACAGGAUUAAAUUGAA
This is a messenger RNA of Folsomia candida, 4799 nucleotides long. Its product is annotated as E3 ubiquitin-protein ligase RNF123. Gene Ontology annotation, cellular component: cytoplasm. The record is from RefSeq and is a predicted model, not a curated record. The transcript is spliced from 22 exons. Lineage: Eukaryota; Metazoa; Arthropoda; Collembola; Entomobryomorpha; Isotomidae. Gene Ontology annotation, molecular function: protein binding; ubiquitin-protein transferase activity. The coding region runs from base 312 to 4601 and encodes 1429 amino acids.